Messenger RNA from Varanus komodoensis (Komodo dragon), 2296 nucleotides. RefSeq names its product membrane associated ring-CH-type finger 2 (gene MARCHF2). The transcript is spliced from 5 exons. The record is from RefSeq and is a predicted model, not a curated record. The coding region runs from base 579 to 1319 and encodes 246 amino acids. Gene Ontology annotation, molecular function: ubiquitin-protein transferase activity; zinc ion binding. Lineage: Eukaryota; Metazoa; Chordata; Lepidosauria; Squamata; Varanidae. Gene Ontology annotation, biological process: protein ubiquitination.
CUUCUUCGAAGAUUUUUUUGCUUGUUUUCCACUUCGCUUCCCCGUCCUGAGCCCUUAAUCCUGACACAGAGCCAGCGGGGCGUGGCUACUGCUUUGACAGACCACGCCCUUCCUCGCUUUACUUGUCUUCCCUCCGCCCGAGUCCAAGGCUCCGAUUGGCCAGUCGUCUUCAUGACCGUUACGGCUCGCGCCGCUGCUACGCGUGCGCGAGUUCCGUCUCCCUCCUUGCGAAGAAGGCGGGCACUCCUUCACUUUCAUGCCGCCGAUUGGCUGCCUCCGGAAGGUUCUCUGUCCUGAUUGGCCAAGCGGAGAGCUACGAGUGGGCGCCCCCCACAUUUCCAGUCAGGUGCGCAGCUCCCGUGGACUCGGCUGACAGAGGCAGCCGGAGGCGGCCGCAGGAGCGGCCUCCCUCCUCCUGCUCCCCACGGUCCUCCCGGGAAGAUGGGGCGGACCGGGCCCCGGCGUUGACGGACGGACGACGAGCGGAAGGGCGGGGUUCUAGCGGAAGGGGCGGGGCGCAGGGUCAUCAUGCUUCUGCACAUGGGCUGCUGAAGCUUCUGCCUCUGCCUCGCAUCGUCAUGACCCCCGGCGACUGCUGCCAUCUCCCUGGCUCGCUGUGCGACUGCCCGGGCAGCACUGCCUUGACCAAGUCGGUGGAAGACUCAGACCUCGGGCGCCCCCAGUACAUCACCCAAGUCACGGCCAAGGAUGGACGGCUGCUCUCCACUGUCAUCAAGGCCCUGGGGACACAGAGCGAGGGCCCCAUUUGCCGGAUCUGCCACGAAGGUGGAAGUGGAGAGGGGCUGCUCUCACCCUGCGACUGCACCGGCACACUGGGGGCCGUCCACAAGACCUGUCUGGAGAGGUGGCUCUCCUCCUCCAACACGAGCUACUGCGAGCUCUGCCACACAGAGUUCGUUGUGGAGCGGCGACCCCGGCCCCUGAUAGAGUGGCUGAAGGACCCCGGGCCACGCAACGAGAAGCGGACCCUCUUCUGCGACAUGGUGUGCUUCCUCUUCAUCACCCCACUGGCCGCCAUCUCGGGCUGGCUGUGCCUCCGUGGGGCCCAGGACCACCUGCAGUUCAACAGCCGCCUGGAGGCCAUCGGACUGAUUGCCCUGACAAUCGCGCUGUUCACAAUCUACGUUCUCUGGACUCUGGUGUCAUUCCGCUACCAUUGCCAGUUGUACUCAGAGUGGCGAAGGACCAAUCAGAAAGUCCGCCUGAUGAUCCCGGACUCAAGGCACCCGCACCCCGUCUCCCACUCCCUGAUCUCCGCCAAGCUGCUCAAGAAGAAGGCCGAUGAGACGACAGUAUGAGCCAGGAGCGGCCCUCCGCAGGGAGGCUGUGUGGGGCGAGCACCAUCCUGCCCUCACCUGGCAGGAGAUCAGGACAGCACUUUCUUCUUCGGUGGGCGGAGACCCUCCCAGACCACCCGUGUGGCAGAGCGGAGGGCACAGGUGCUCGCAUGCCCCAUCCGGCCAGAGCGCAGAAGAGGCCGCCCAGCCUGGGCACAUGAAAACGAACCAGGGAGGCCGGGUGCCUGAAUGUGCCCCUCAGCUGGGCUCCAUCUUCCAGACAAAUGAUAGCAGGCGGGUGGGGGAAGGAACUUCUUCCCCAUAUCCAUAUGUCUUAUCUCCUGUUGUUAUAAUUAUUGUUGUAAUUUUAAUUUUGCUCCCCUUCUUAAUUUCUGCUUCUAAGUUCAGGUCCCUUAACGUUGCCACAAAAGAGGCAAAGCCAGUUGGCUCGCUGCCAUGGCAGUGGCAUGUGGCCAUCGCACCAUGUUCCCUCCAUGUUGUGGAGCAUGUGCUGUGAAGAUGCCCCGCCCCCACGUGGCUUUGGGAGUCUGCGAGUGCUUCCCACUGUUGGCACUGGCCGUGGCUGGUGAGGGAAGCCGAGGAUGGGGCACUGCUGCUGCAACACCCUCCCUGGAACGGAUGGGCCGCUUGAGAAAGAGCUGAAUCCUGCAGCAGCUCUUCUGGCGCAUGAGAAGCAUCCAUCUGUCGUCAGCACCUGGGAUGCGUUGGUACUCCCAACAAAGAACUGGAAGGGGUAGGGGAGGUUGCCCCCCUUUUGCACCCCCUCCCAGGGUCUCCCUGUACCCCCUCCCAUUUUUUGCACUACAUAGGUUGCGGGGGGAGGGCUGGGAGGAGUCUGGCUCCACUUUUUGUUCCCCAUUCUUUUUUUCAGUGAUGUUGCUCUCCCAGCAUUAGAGGAUUCUGUGCAUUUGAGAAUGGAUUUAAUAUACUCAUCAUCCCAGGAAGAGUAAAAAAAAAAAAAAAAAGCUUAUGUUGAA